Molecule: messenger RNA, 1094 nt
Organism: Nymphaea colorata (pocket water lily)
Lineage: Eukaryota; Viridiplantae; Streptophyta; Magnoliopsida; Nymphaeales; Nymphaeaceae
Product: WRKY transcription factor 71-like
Exons: 3
Coding region: 116-994 (292 amino acids)
Biological process (GO): regulation of DNA-templated transcription
Molecular function (GO): sequence-specific DNA binding; DNA-binding transcription factor activity
Source: RefSeq, a predicted model, not a curated record
UCCCCCCACCCUCCCCAAGAAACUUUCUCCCUGCAACUUUCAUGGUGGAAAAAAGAAGGAGGUGAACACUAACUCUGAAAGAGCGGUGAGGGAGGAUUUGUGAGAAAUUUCGGACAUGGGUUUUCCGUUUUCCGACGGUUUUGAGGAUUUCUUUGCCGGUGAGUCCCUGGAGAUCCAUGACCUAGCGGCCAGUUUCGAAGCCCCUCCCCCGUUCUUGAGCUUCACCGACUGCCUCCUGCAGACCGAUCAGCUCCCCACCGACGACGGGUCUAUCCUGAACACCGACGUUCUCGACCUGCCGUACUCAUGGACGGAGCCAUUCAAUAACAGUUCCGGCGACGGGAAGACCACCGUGAAUAAAUCUGCUGUCGUGGCUCCAUCUACACCAAACUCCAUGGAUUCAUCCUCAUCCGUGGAGGCAGCCGGAGAGGAAACAGCCAAGCAGGACCAAGGUGCAACGAAGAAGGAGGGAGAAACAAAGAAGACAGUGAAGAAGCCAAAAAGGAAAGGAGAGAAAAAGGAAAAGGGGCCACGCUUUGCUUUCAUGACCAAGAGCGAGGUGGAUCACUUGGAGGACGGAUACAGAUGGAGAAAGUAUGGCCAGAAGGCUGUGAAACACAGUCCAUAUCCAAGGAGCUAUUACAGGUGCACCAGCCAGAAGUGUCCUGUGAAGAAGCGAGUCGAGAGGUCGUUUAAGGAUCCAUCCAUUGUCAUCACCACAUACGAGGGGCAGCACACUCACCAGAUCCCAACUGUGCUGAGAAGAAACGGAUCUGGAGCGCCAUUAACGCCUCCGCUUCUUGCACCAGCAAAUCAUGACUUCUCCUUGGGAGGAAGGGUGCAACAACUCCUGGAGAGAAGUGUUUCCCCUUAUGACUUCAGCCCUCUGUUCAUGAGAAACGCCAACUCUCAUGCUUUUAGCCACAGCAGUACCCAACUGCAUGACCAUGGUCUGCUCCAAGACAUGGUUCCUCCAUCCCUGCAUCUCCAAUAGUCACCUUUUCUAUCUUGCUGUGCAUAUUCGAGAUUAUUUCGUAAUCUGUAUGCCUCCAUAUCAUUAAUUAUAACCUUAUCUGUUCAAAUCGAAAUGCUGU